This is a messenger RNA of Leguminivora glycinivorella, 1714 nucleotides long. RefSeq names its product CDK5 regulatory subunit-associated protein 3. Bases 134 to 1639 code for a protein of 501 amino acids. The record is from RefSeq and is a predicted model, not a curated record. Gene Ontology annotation, biological process: regulation of mitotic cell cycle; regulation of cyclin-dependent protein serine/threonine kinase activity. Gene Ontology annotation, cellular component: endomembrane system. Lineage: Eukaryota; Metazoa; Arthropoda; Insecta; Lepidoptera; Tortricidae. The transcript has 9 exons.
GUAACAUUUAGAAUAUGUCAAAACUUUUGUUAACACGUCACGUUUACGUCAACACAUCACAAUAACAUCUGGUUUACGAGGAUUAUUAUUAAAUUUAUUUAUUUUAUGAAGAAAACAAGAAGAAUUAAUUAACAUGGACGAAAGCAACAUACCCAUCGACAUAAAUAUAGGAAAAUUACAAGACUGGCUGGUCAGCCGUCGGCACGUGAAUAAGGAAUGGCAGAAAAACAUCAUAGCCGUUAGAGAAAAAAUAAACAAUGCCAUUCAGAAUAUGCCAGCACACCAGGACAUAGCUGCUUUACUUUCAGGCAGCUACAUCAACUAUUUCCAUUGCCAGAAGAUCAUAGAGAUUUUAAAAGAAACUGAAGCAGAUACUAAGAACCUCUUUGGUAGGUAUGGGUCUCAGAGAAUGAAGGACUGGCUGGAUGUGGUAAAGAGCUAUGAAAAAGAAAACUUGUACUUGGCAGAGGCAGCACAGAUGUUAGUCAGGAAUAUUAACUAUGAGAUUCCAAGUUUGAAGAAACAAAUAGCUAAGGAGGAGCAAUUGCAAGGUGAGUAUGAAAAGAAGCAUGCAGACCACUUAAAGAACGAGGCAUCAAUGAAGUCGGAGUUCCUCGCACAGUGCAGGCAGCUCGGCAUCCAGGGAGACAAGAUUAAGAGAGAGCUGGUGGAGCGGCUGAAGGAACUGCCUGAGAUCUAUGAAGAUAUCGGCAACUCCUUAAAACCAAUCCAACCCGGCAUAGACCUAUAUGCCGCCUUCACCAAGUAUGCCCUCGGAGACAAGGCUCCUGAGGUGCUACCGUUGCUGCAGUUUGUGGUGAAGCAUGGUAAUGUGACGGUGUAUGAAUGGAGCUACGGAGAGCCUCCGCUGGCUGUCGAGCCUGACCCAGUGCAUAUAGAGUUGGAGGAUGAAGAUGGUGCUGGUGAUAAGAUUGAUUUCGGCGAUGGCGGCGGCAUAGACUUUGGUGCUGACGCGGGCGACGCGGGGGUCUUUGGGGACGGCGACACAGGCGAGAUAGACUGGGGCAACAUCGGCAGCGCUCCGACUAUUGACCUGGACAUAUCAAGCGAACUAGCGUCCGUGGCGCUGGAGGAGUCCGGCAUCGUGGUGGAGGCGGCGGGCGUGGCGGGCGGCGCCGCGCGCGGCCGCGACGCGCUCACGCUGCUCGACAACCCCAGCACGAGGCUCCAGGUCAUAGACCAGCUGGUCGAGCUCGAAUCCUUCCUCAAGAUGCGCCUCUACGAGACGAGCACAGACACACUGUCCUUCUCGCUCUUCCAACAGCUGCCUACAGAGAGCCCCGAUGCCCUGGCCGCCAUGUUAGCCACCGCUCAAGCCAGCACCGCGCGUCUCACUGCCACCAACCAUUUGCACAACGUCAAACACUCGCCUAGAUACGUAGACAUGCUGACAGAACAGCUAAAACAAAAGCUAGUCGUGUGCGACAAGCUAGCCGGUCUCGCAGCGCGCGCCAUACAACAGAGAGAGGUAGCUAUAGCGCGCGCACAAAGCUGGCGCCCCGAGGUGGCAGCCCUCAUCGCUCGCAGCCGGACUUUACAAGAACAGAUCGAAGCGGAUAUAUCGAAGAAGUACAAGGGCCGUCCGGUGAACAUUAUAGGCGGUGUCAAAUUCUUAUGAGCAGCCAGCUCAAAUGACACUCUGUUACCCAUUGUUGACCUCUGUAUUUAAUAUAUGGCAAAGUUUAUUUACAAA